CUCGCCAAUUUUUUUUGGUACAGAAACCGACGAGUCGGGCAUUGUUUCAACAGCCAAGUGAACGGGACUUGCAAAUUCGAGUUUCCUGCCCAGACAUCUGCUGAUGACUGCAAUCAUGCCUCGCACCGCCCUCUUCGUCAUCGACAUACAAAAGGAGCUCGCCGAUGACCCGCAGACAGAAAUCCCACACGCCGCGCGCAUUCGCGACGCCGGCGACAGGAUCCUCGACGCGGCGCGGAAUCUUGCCUCGUCGGUUCCCCAGGGCAAGCAGCCGGCGUUGAUUGUUUUUGUGCAGCAUGAAGAGCGCCCCGAGCAGGGCACACUGGCCAACGGCAGCGAGCCGUGGAAGCUCGUCUUCAACCCCCGCGAAGGCGCCAAAGACGAGAUUCUAGUGGCUAAGAUAACCCGGGACACAUUUGAGUCCAACCCGCAUCUGGCGGAGAAGCUCAAGGAACAGGGGAUCGACGGUAUUGUUGCAUUUGGCAUCCAGAGCGAGUGCUGCGUACAGGAGACAUGCAAAGGCGCCCUGGCGGCCGGAUUUGGAGUGACGAUUCUCCGGGGGGCGCAUUCGACAUACGACACCAAGGGGAAGUCGGCGGUGGACAUUGAGAGGAGCGUCGAGGAGAUGCUGCAGACCCGCGGUGCCAAGGUUGUGCCUUGGGAGGACGCCGUGGCACGUUGGCAGGGCGCCGGUGUAGUGUUCUAGUCAGUCAUAACUCGCGAUGGGGUCUUUCCACGCUCCCUUCAGGCGACUGCAUACGCCAAAUGGCGGCUUUAUUCUGGUAGAUAGUUAUCUGGGCUGGUUUACAGUU
Purpureocillium takamizusanense is the source of this 812-nucleotide messenger RNA. RefSeq lists its product as uncharacterized. The record is from RefSeq and is a predicted model, not a curated record. Bases 104 to 706 code for a protein of 200 amino acids. The transcript is spliced from 2 exons. NCBI's taxonomy places the organism in Eukaryota, Fungi, Ascomycota, Sordariomycetes, Hypocreales, Ophiocordycipitaceae.